Carica papaya (papaya) is the source of this 1261-nucleotide messenger RNA. Lineage: Eukaryota; Viridiplantae; Streptophyta; Magnoliopsida; Brassicales; Caricaceae. The record is from RefSeq and is a predicted model, not a curated record.
CUUCCACCUCUCAAUGGCAAGGAAUCGAGGAUCCCGGCCGUGGACAAACUAGCCGCGACUCAACGCGAACAACUGGAGUCUUCCUGGAGUCAAACCCCAAAAUAGACUUCAAGGAGCUUGUCGACUGCGCCAAAAGCACGAAACUCUGUCGGUCCCCCUCUCCGGCCGGCUUCAAUAGUCUGGAAAUGGAAGAAAAUAGAGAAGGGCGCUUGUCAAGUCCGGUUGCGGUGAUUGCCUGCGUAGCCAUGACCUUCUUCUAUGUUACGAUACUCUACGCUCCAACCUUGAUCCUCCGUCUUCCGCCUCCGUCUUCCUUCAAGAAUUUCAUGAUCCGACGGUUCGUAUGCGCCGUUAUUUCUUCUAUUGUCUCUGUUAUCGUCUCCGCGCUUAUCCUCCCUGUAAGCCACCCCUUUCCGUACGUCACUUUCCCAUCACAUGUUGAUAUGGUGUAUGAACAGGCACCAAUAACUGAGGAGUUGGUGUUUAGAGCAUGUAUGAUACCUAUACUUCUCUGUGGAGGAUUCAGAAUAUACACUGCAAUCUUUUCGUGCCCUGUAUUCUUUAGCUUGGCACAUUUAAACCAUUUUAUGGAGGUGUAUACCCGGCAAAACUUUAGCUUGUUGAAGGCCACACUUGUUGUUGGUCUCCAGCUUGGCUACACUAUCGUUUUUGGUUGGUAUGCUUCGUUUCUCUUUAUUCGUACAGGUUCUCACACUCAGUUCUAUGUAAAUGUGAAGUUCAUAUUUCUCAUUAUAUCUAUGUCAGGACUAGUUACUGUGGCAUUUAUAGCUGGAAUGGCGGCAUUCCUGUGGCUUCUUUUUCCUGUAACACAGCCAGAGUUUUACAACAACAGAACACAUGAUUGCCAAUGUUGGAAAGGAUAUUGUUCAUGGAACUGAUUCCCUAAAUCUUUGAAAUGAUUACAACCGUGAGUACCUAUAUGAUUCUUCUCCCCAUUUUUUUAGUAAUUAGCAUAAUAGUGUAGUAAUGUGGUGACAUUGUGAAGUAAUAAGUACUUACACCACCAUGUUAAUUCAUUAUUAGACAGAGGGACCGUAGAUUUUCCUCAGGAUUUGCUUUUGUGACCUAGCAAACUAGAAGAAAAUUAAGAUGGAAAAUGUGAAGGAAAUUAGUUCUCCGGGCAAGUAAUUCUCUGUACCUUUUCUGAUGGUUUUGAUCUCUCUACUUCUUUCUCAUGUAUAGCUUGUUGGUGUUUUCACUAGUUGUUUUUUACAUGUGAACACGAGAGUUGAACUCUUAA